Messenger RNA from Prorocentrum cordatum, 438 nucleotides. Lineage: Eukaryota; Dinophyceae; Prorocentrales; Prorocentraceae. The record is from the annotation of a GenBank genome assembly.
AUGUCCUGGCUAUCGCAUUCGUUCAGCUCCAUAUCAUCCUUGGACAACUUGCUGCACCCCAGCUCGCUCGCAAUCAACGGCUCUCGUGUCUGUGGAGCACACCAGGUGCCACUGCAAUUCCCCGAACAUGGGGUCGGCAAGAGAAAAAUCAAACAAUUCAUCGGUGGCGAGCAUUGCGGCGAACGAGCCAGCACAGGGCAAGACGCACAGAUGCGCCCAGCGAAGACUUGGUCAUGUCGCCAAUCCUGUUCCAGCAGGAGCGCUGGGUGCACGGCACAACAGAUCAACAUCCUGGCGCGCUCGCCAUGCCGCACAAUCCUGGCCACCAUUUGCGUCGUUGGCAUCAGCGGCAUGCUCUCAUCUGGCUGUGCUACAUCCUCGUCUGCACGAGCGGCGUGCUCUGAUCAUCCAGCUGGUCUCCAAGUGAGCUUUGCCUGA